Didymodactylos carnosus is the source of this 7344-nucleotide messenger RNA. The record is from the annotation of a GenBank genome assembly. Lineage: Eukaryota; Metazoa; Rotifera; Eurotatoria; Philodinida; Philodinidae.
CACUCAUUUGAGAUCUAUAAUGCAAAAUUCUAGUUCGGAUUUGAUAAUCGAUCCAAAGAUAGGAUAUUCUUUUUUUUUCAUUUUUUUAUGUUCGACAAGUAAUAUAUUCUACAUUAGAGUCCAUCGGGUCCAUGAUUUUUGGACCCGGAUCCGAUGGGCUCCAUCCGCGACAUAUGUACUUUGCCGCCGCAUAAGAGUGAUGAUACAUCUUUUACAGUUACUAAGUGAAGGGAACGAUCUAUCCUCAACUUCGUUGAAGAUCCUCAAUUAUCUAUGGAUUGUCUGCUCUCAUAAUACAGAUGCACUAAUAGUCAGUAAACUAACUACAGAAGAAGAGAAAAGCAUUGAGCAGAAACUAGUGACAAAAUCGGCUGUAUUUUGUUUUUUAUACUAAUUAUAGUGCUGCAGUUUCCAAAAGUAGAAAUUAGCCUAAAAUUUUUGUCUCUAUUCACUUUUCUUACGUACAUAAUUCAUCUCGUAUAUCAUUUAGUACACAAUACACGCAUAAAAACUAUUCAUUUUAUGAGCACCGCAUUCUUAAUUUCAGCGUAACUCAAUUGCAUUCUAUAGUUUUUAGCUGAUAAUGUUGUAGAUCAAAUCAUAUUUAGACGAUUUACUGGAACAUAUGUGUGUAUUCAGACCUUGAAAGAAAGGUAAAAAACGUUUCACUGUGGUAAUCAACAUUUACUGUAAAUUAUAUUGCACAAUUGAAAGAAUCUAAUUUUUGAACAUUUGUGUAAUACAAAAAUAUUCCAUUUGUUCAACUUAUUGAAUCGUUAUUAUUUUCUUUUGAUCUACUUUUUAAUAAGAACAGUCAAUAAAACAAUAAGUACGAUAAAGAACAAAAAUAAGAGUAGAACAAUAAGAAAUAUUAUUUUACGUUUGAAUUUAAAAUCACAUAAACAUCGUAAACGAUCGUCGAUCCGCACCUGAAGGAGAAACAGAGUUAUCAACUACACAAGAACAGAAUUACUAUUAUACUUACAUUUUCUACUGGUUUGAUGUCUGAAUUUUGUUGAGGCAACGUUCGCUUUCGUCUUCUACAAAACGAUGGUAAUCUGAACCAUUUUCGUCGUCGUUGUCGUCGACUACGAGUGGAUUCGAUAGAUAUCGAUGAAGAUGAUGAGGAUAAUCUUGAUCUAACACUUGGCGGUCGUAUUUGUUUCGAUGAGAUGAUGGUAUGCGACUUCGGUUGGUCAUCUGGUACAUGCAAAUGUAUGACGGAUUUUUCGUGUGAAAGUGUUGGUAUAGCCGGUGGCUCUGGAGCAGUUACCGUUACCGUCGGACUUCUGUACAAUGUUGGUCUUACAAUCUGUACACAAUAGCAAAUAAAACAUAUGUUGCAGGAGAAAUUAUAAUCCAGUAGAAUUUAAAAUUCUCCUAGUAGAAAUUAAAACCAACAUAUUCACAAACACGAAAACUUGAUUAUCUGGCUUCAGAGCUCGAAUAUUAGUUGUCUGAAAAGCACUUGAUGUUGAUAGACAUCAGAUGAAGAUUAUAAACACUGACUGCGAAUCUAAAAGUCUCUAUCCGACUACAAUAUAGCCAUUAGUUCGAGUACAGGUCACAAAACGUCUACGGGUCAAAUUCUGCUCACAAGUCUGCUUGCGGUUUUCGGACUGACAGUCUAUGUUUAUAAUCUUUGCCUGAAGUCCAUAAACAUCAUGUACUUUACUCAAAAAACUAAAGCUCGAGCUAUAAAGUCUGAUAAUGGAGUUUUCAUGUUCGUGAAUAUGUUGAUUUUAAUUUCUACUUGGAGAAUUUUAAAUUCCACUGGAUUUUAAUUUCUUCUGCAACACAUAUAAUGAAUAUUAAAGAUUUACUUACUGGUAUCGUUUGACUAGAUUGAUAAAACGGUCGUAUUAAUGUUGCUGAUUGAAUGAAACGAUAAUUGUUGUAGGUUUGUACAGGAUAUCGAAUAGGUUUCAAAAUAAAUGCGGGACGAGCCGGAAAACCAUUUGGUACUAUACUCUGCACACUGGGAAACGAAGAGCGAUCCGUUUUUUGAGCUUCAGUAUUUUUAUUAAGAUGAUAUUUUUCAACAAAACAUUUAUAGAGUGAAAUCACUAUGCUGUGAUGUUCUUACUUAAGAAAUAGUUGUACAUAGCAAUAAUGGUAACAUCAUGCUGUGUUUUAGAGAUUUCAAUUAUAUUUUUAUAAUGAGAUCCAAAAACGCCCAGUUUUUUUCAAGUUUUGUUGAUACAAAGAGGGUCACGUGUAAAAAAUUGGAUAAAAUAAGUACCUUCGACUCCAGAAAUUUUGUAUAACAAUUUUUGUGAAACAAAAGCAAUCUUUCAGUCUUUUGUAUGCGAAGGGACAGACGACGCCACUAUCAGCUUAAACCGAAAUUAUGGUUCUGGAAACAUAUACUACCCAUUUUUACUCCUGAAGUAAAAACACGUUCAUCCUGCGGGGCUCAUGAUAAUAGUAAGUCUCUCCUACAUCUUUGAGUAUAAUAUAUCACAGACAGUAGCGUCCUCUCUUUUUUGUUUUUUACAGAUAUAACGUGAAGAACAACAAUUAUGAUAAAUAAAACCGUCCAAACCGCGAAAAGCCAACAGAACUGUGAUUUUUGUUUUUCCAGUAUGACUCACAAAUUACAAUUUUAUGGAGUUCAUUGUUUUAAUCUAAAUAAUGGUAUCAUUCAUAGAAGAAAGAAAAACAACGAGAGAUUUUGAGAGAAAUAAUAAUAAUGGAAAAAAAUCUCUUGUUCUCCUUAUCGUUACGAUUUUUUCAGAACAGAAUUGCAGAAAUAAAUCAGAGAAAAGCAAGGCCCUUAUUUAUACAACAGACAGAGACGGGUUUGAAUUUUCUGCAUGUGGAAAAUAUUAUUAUGACUCAUUGCACAUUGUUUUCGAUUGUAGAACACAUGAUUAUCUAAAAUACGGCACAAAUUCUACAAAAAUUGAUAAACAAUUUCAAAAAACAAGUUUUCAACUCUUUCAAUGGAAAGUCACUUAUCUCUAAUAAAAAAGUGUUGAACAAACUACAUCUUGUCAUACCUCGUCUGACUCGAUAUUCUGCGGAGAUAACAACUAUGCUGUUAGUUUCAGCACCCUGAUGAACGUCGUCAUGCUGAUAUAAAAAUUUCAAAAAGUUUCGAAAGUGUCGCCUUAGCGAUCAGUCAAAAAGCUAUACCUUCAACGAUUAUGACGAAAAAAAGCAGUAAAAACUUCCAUUUAGUGAGAAAAUCGCUUAUUUUACACGGUUCACUUCGAGGUUCUGAAUGUUAAUUUGAAUCAACAAAUCUGUACAAGAAAAGAUCUGUUUUCACCGAUAUCAUUGCAAAAUAUAGUCCAAACUUUGUAACAGUCUAGAAGAUAUAAAAACAGUGUAAAAAUUACUAAGCACAUCUGAUUUUGAUUUAUAAUGAUAAUUCUUUUUAACACUAACAAACAGGAAGACAAAGGUUGCUUCCUCAUUUCCACUAAUUGAUUCUAGUUUGAAGAAGAAAAGAAUUUUGAAAAAAGCUUUUUUGUGAUAAUUCUCAGAAAUUAUUUCCUAAUUCGGAUAUUUUCGUGCCUACUCUCAUCCGAAGUGAUUUUCACACAAAUGCAUUUUUUUACACAUUCGCAUAAUUCAUCGUUAUCGUAAUCUUUAUUUCAAGAUCUCUUAUCUGUUCGAAAGUGUUUUGUUUAUUUAUUCAUUUUAAAACUUUGAGCAGCUUUGUGCUUGCUUAUUAUUAUUUUCUCUUAUUUUGUUAUAUUUGUUCAACUUUCAUCUUCUUUAUAUCUGUGUAUGGUUCAUUCAAUGUUUAUGUAAGUGAGAAUAAAUUGUUUUCUGACAUAAUUGAGGCUUAAUAAGUAUUUAUUUUCUUUAGUUUGAUUAAACAUGAGCGAAGUAAGAUCAAUAAUAGACAUAAUCAAGUAAGACAAUUUUAAUUUUUUGUUUUAAAGAGACAAUGCUUGUUUUGUCGUGGGACUAGAACGGAUAAAAAUUCACGAUAACAGGCAAUUUAAAAGACGUUUUCUAAGUAAUUUUUUGUUUUAUAGCGAUCCGGCAGCAUUGGAUGCAUAUCUUCGCUCACCUGAUAAAAAUUCUACAUCAUCUCAACUACAUCAGCAGCAAAUCCCGUCACAAAGACUUGAAAAAUCCUUGUCAAGUUCAAUUCAAAAACCAACAUAUCCAUCCUCGUCGAAUACAAUGCCAAAUUCGAAUGAAAUGCGUUAUGAUCAACGAGUAUACUCAAUCGGUCAACCACAGCAACAGGCAAAGACAAAUUAUACUUAUAAUACAAAUAAUACUAAUAAUAACACGAACAAUAAUAUUCAAAUAACUCAAAAUACAUUCAAUAUAAACAGUAACUCGCCACAAUUUUCUACAACUACAACUUCUACACCGAAUCCACCUGCAAACAAUAUUAUUGUUUUAAAUCAACCAAAUCCUCAAAAUCGAUUUCCUCAACAACAACAACAGCAACAACAAUCUGUUCAAUCAGAUCAAACUUUUGGCAAUGUACUCAACCAAAUGAUUGGUUCACAAACAAAUGUUAACGUUAUUCUAAACCAAACAGUUAUUCAACAACCAUUGUCAAAUCAGUCUACGGAACAACCACAGCCGCAACAAUCUCAACCAACCACAAAUUCAUCUUCUCAACAAAUGGUUGCACUCAGUAUUAAUGGACAACAAACUCUAAUACCAUUAAGUACGCUUACCAAACUUUUACAACAAAAAUAUAAUAAUAACAAUACCGCUAAUGCCUCGUCGUCAUCAUCAACUUCUACGCAAUUGCAUCAGCAACAAGCACAAGGAGUCAAGUAUGGCUUGCAAUCAAUGACAGUUUCUCAAUCACAAGCAACUACUUCUCAACAACCACAGCAAAACAAUCAUAUUAUUUCAAACACUGCUUUUAGUAGUACAGACCAACAAAAAGUAGUUGACUCUUCUGCUGUUCAAAUUCAGUCAUUUGUAUCACCACAUCAAACAUCACAUAAUAGUACGAAUAAUAUUCAACCAGUUGUACAUUAUCUACAACAAAAUGGAACUUCUCAAAAUCCACCGAUCGGGUCAAUGAUUAUUCAAAAUACUUCGAACAGUUUACAACGUUCCGCAACAGUUACCAAUCCUAUUAUCACUAAUAAUCUUCGUUUAAUUAGACCAGUCAUAGAUGCAAAACCGAUAAUUAACAACACCGUACAACAAUUUAUAACACCGGCAAAUUCUUCCCUACAACAAUCUCAACUUCAAAAUCGUACAGUAUCGGUUUCUCGUCAACAACCACAAUUAUCAACACCAAAUACACAACAACAAUUCAGAAGUAAAAUUCAUCCACAACCAAAUGGUGGUAUCGUUUUGCAAUUAAAUCAAAAUGAUCUGAUAGCAUCAGCACCAACGUCAACAUCAUCACUUGUUUUGCCAUCAUCAAUACAACAACAGCAACCUCGUAUCGUAUUUGCGGCCACACCAACUGUACGAAAACAAACAACUUGUGAUAAUAAAACAACGAAUAUUAUCAAUCUGGCUAAUUUAAAAUUUUUACCAACUGAUCAACAACAACCGAAUACAUCAGUUCCAAUCCAAAAUAAUGUCAACAGAUCUAUCGCUUCCAGUUCAUCAGAUAUAUCUAAUUCAAUACGUCUGAAUGGUCAUAUAAAUGAUGUCAGUUCUAUCUCAAACUCAGUGACACCCGUUGCUGAUUUAUUGACAGAAUUAAUUAAUGAUUUACAAGAACGUGGCAAAGAACCAGAAAUGGCUAUAAUGAAAAUUGAUGAAUAUUUAAAAAAAUUACAAAAUCAAAAUACUCAAUUAAAUGAUAAAGAUCGUGAAUUUUUCGAACGUAUAGUAAGAUAUCGUGAAACAUUAAAUAAUGCUGUUGAACAAGCGAAGCUUGAUGGACAACAUCGAAAACGUCUAUUAGAUGCUACAUCAGCAUUACAUACUCUGUCAUCACAACGUCUAAUACCAACAACAUCAGUAGCAGUAAUAGCUAGAGAUCAAGUACAAGGAACAGUAGUAGUAAAAGCAUCAACAUCUCCUUCAAAAUCUUUUCUUCCAGUGACCUCCAAUGGCAGUAGUACUAUUACUCAGUCGUCAUCGUCGUCGCCCACAACAAUCAUUCAAUUACCAAUAGCGAAACAAAAUGAACUAUUGAAUAAUGUACUUAAGAAAUUAAAAUUUAUCAAUUUAGUGGAUUUACAAACCAAUGGGAUUUUACCCAAUGAGCUAAGUCGUGAACAAAAAAUUUAUAUUCAAAAAUUAGAGAUGCAAGUCGCACAAUUGCCUGUAGAUAAACAACAACAAUUUAUUCAUUCACAACGCGAUCUCGUGCCAAAAUAUCUAGCAAAACACAUUGGAACAAGUGCGUCAACAACAAUAAAUCUUAAUUCAAAAACAAAAAUUCUUUUUGGUACUCCAUCAGCUACCACCAAGUCAUUGCGUAUUACAAGUGCAGACUUACUAAAUCAGCAAUUAAAAAAAGAUCAUAAUGCUGUGUUGAAUCCCGAUUUUAAAUCUAAAUUUCUCAAUCGUACUGAUGCAAUCAAACGUCUAACACGCUAUCAUAUCUAUCAAAAACAAUUACCUAAUGAUCCAACGGUAAAAGAAUGUCAACAAUUCGAUGAAUCAUUUGAAUGUGUAUCAUCCGAAUUAUUAUUAUCCAUACAAAAUUUAAAAGAAAAAUAUUCAAAAUUUCAUUUUUCGAAUGAUCAGUUUGAUAAUUAUGCACACGAUUCAUACAUAUUGGAAAAAUUGCAUUAUGAUGACAUGAGAGAAGAAUUUGAAAAUGAAAAAUCACAAGCAGCUGAAAGAACAAAAAAACGUUUUGCAGCUGAUAUUCAAAAUACUCCAACUCCCGUUUAUCCUUUAACAUCUACAACCAUUAAUCAGUCGAAUGUCUCUGAUUAUUCAACCACAAGUGAAAUUGAUGAUUUUUUAGCAUCAUUAAAUUCCACAUCAGAUUAUUUAUCUGGUACAUCAUCACAAGAUUUUAUUGAAAAUGAUUUAUUCACUGAUGUUCUAUUGGAUCCAAACACAAUUCUUCCAUCUUCAAAUUCUUAUCUUUUCUAUACGUCUAAUACAAAUCAAUUUGAUUUAUUUGAUCCAGAUACAACAACAACAUCGAAUACAACAGCUACUGAUGAAACUCAAUUAGCCAUUAAUUCUAUAAUGGAUUUUGAUUUAUUUCAUCAAUCAGAACAAUCUUCUAUAACUACCACAACUACUACUACUAUUACUACUACUACUACUACUACUACUACUAUGACUAAUAAUACUCAGUUGACGACAAUGACAAGUUCAUUAUCUACAUUAAAUGAAACAUUUGAUGAUCAAUUUUAUGAUAAUACCUUAGAUACAACAUUAGAUGAAGACGCAUUAGCUGUACAGAAUUUAUUAGGUUAUUCAUGA